This is a messenger RNA of Lepisosteus oculatus (spotted gar), 4229 nucleotides long. Its product is annotated as potassium voltage-gated channel subfamily A member 3-like. Gene Ontology annotation, biological process: potassium ion transmembrane transport; protein homooligomerization. The record is from RefSeq and is a predicted model, not a curated record. NCBI's taxonomy places the organism in Eukaryota, Metazoa, Chordata, Actinopteri, Semionotiformes, Lepisosteidae. Gene Ontology annotation, cellular component: voltage-gated potassium channel complex; membrane. Gene Ontology annotation, molecular function: delayed rectifier potassium channel activity; protein binding.
CGUCUCGGUCCUGUGUUUGUGUCUGUUUGGGUGCCGAUUGGGCAAAAGGGAGAAGAGUGCCAAGCAUUUGCACGCCGUGGGCGGGAAUUGGGAUGUUCAUAAACCCCGGUGUGCGAGCCGUGGGCGGGAACACUAGGCUGAGAAACUGAAGACUGAGAAGGGGAGAGAGAAGAGGAGAGAGGACGCGGUGGCUGUGCAGCGGCGGUGGUGGCGGUGGCUCACCGGAGCUUGUAGGAGGAGGCGCGGCUUCCCCUGCCCCUCCAACACAGCACCUGUAUGGACGACCACCGCAGCCUCCUUCACUCGCCUCCGCCUUCGUCUGCCAAGCACAGAAAGAACAACAUUGUUAACCCUGGCUACACUGACACCGAGCAAGACAUCAUGACAGUAGUCGCUUGUGACAACAUGUUGGAGGAGACGGCAGCUCUCCCUGGACACCAUUCCUUGGAUCGCUACGAGCCUGAUCAUGAGUGCUGCGAGCGAGUGGUCAUCAACAUUUCUGGGCUACGGUUCGAGACGCAGCUCAAAACUCUCUCCCAGUUCCCAGAGACUUUGCUUGGGGAUCCCAAAAAGAGAAUGCGCUACUUUGAUCCUCUAAGGAACGAAUACUUCUUCGACAGAAACCGUCCCAGUUUUGAUGCCAUUCUUUAUUACUAUCAAUCAGGGGGACGCAUCAGGAGGCCGGUCAAUGUCCCCAUUGACAUCUUUUCCGAGGAGAUCAGGUUUUAUGAACUCGGGGAGGAAGCGAUGGAGAAAUUCAGAGAAGACGAAGGGUUUAUCAAAGAGGAAGAGAGACCUUUACCAACUAAUGAAUUUCAGAGGCAGGUGUGGCUAUUGUUUGAGUACCCCGAGAGCUCAGGACCAGCCCGGGGCAUUGCUAUUGUAUCUGUGUUGGUUAUUUUAAUUUCAAUUGUUAUAUUUUGUCUUGAAACACUGCCCGAAUUCCGGGAUGAGAAAGAGUACCAGAGUCCUAUAGCACCUGUUAUCAAUGGAACAAGCCCUUACCUGUCUAGUACUUUCACGGACCCUUUCUUUGUCGUGGAGACGCUGUGCAUAAUUUGGUUCUCAUUUGAACUGCUGGUCAGAUUCUUUGCCUGUCCUAGCAAAGCCACGUUCUCUAAAAACAUCAUGAACAUUAUCGACAUUGUGGCCAUCAUCCCCUACUUUAUCACACUCGGGACUGAACUGGCGGAAAGACAGGGGAACGGGCAGCAGGCAAUGUCCUUGGCUAUCUUGAGAGUAAUCAGACUAGUCCGUGUUUUUCGCAUCUUCAAGCUUUCCAGACACUCCAAAGGACUCCAAAUUUUAGGACAGACCCUGAAAGCCAGCAUGAGAGAGCUAGGUCUAUUAAUUUUCUUCCUUUUUAUCGGGGUCAUUCUCUUCUCCAGCGCUGUCUACUUUGCAGAAGCAGACGAUCCCUCCUCUGGUUUUAGCAGCAUCCCUGAUGCUUUCUGGUGGGCUGUAGUCACCAUGACAACAGUCGGCUAUGGAGACAUGCACCCUGUUACCAUAGGUGGUAAAAUCGUCGGGUCCUUGUGUGCAAUCGCUGGCGUGUUAACCAUAGCCUUGCCUGUCCCGGUCAUCGUGUCUAAUUUUAACUACUUUUACCACCGGGAAACUGAAGGAGAAGAACAGGCACAGUAUCUGCAUGUUGGCAGCUGUCAGCACUUAACAUCAACGGAGGAGCUGAAAAAGACACGCAGCUCCUCUUCACUCAGCAAAUCGGAAUACAUGGUUAUAGAAGAAGGCAUCACCAGUGCUUUCAAACAACCCAACUUCAAAAGUAGCAACUGCACUCAAAACAACCAGAACUGCGUGAAUAUCAAAAAGAUUUUCACAGAUGUGUAAAACACAAAGUGAUUACUACUGCUUCUUCUACUAAUCGUAACGUGUCAGUGCAAGUCUGUUGUGUGGAGGCGACGUUAUAGGUAUCUAAUUGUGUCCUGUUAAGUCAGUGAGUAUCCGAGUCCAUUCGCAAUAGAAUAAAAGCAGCACUCGAGGUAUUUGCUAGUCCAUCACAAGCUCCGUGUUCUGCUUUUUUAUCUCGUGGAAUAUAAUACAGGUCAUGAGGUUUUUCGUGAACAGCUCUUGUUUCGUUCUCGUUUGUCAACUGACAGAGGCGAUGUAUGCUUCCUUUGUUAAUUCCAACCGUAACCUAUAAUUUAAUAAGUCUGUGAAAAUUCAUUUUUGUAAAUAAUAAUAAUAACAAUAAUAAUCGCAACACAAAAAAGUAAAACUUACUUUAAGGGAUAGUUUAUUGGCAAAACAUGAAUGUGAAGGAUUUAAAAAAAAACAUUUAUUAUUGUGCUGAAGUUAUUUUUUACCAAAACUAGAAAAACAGUAUAUAUAUAUAUUAAGAUGAACUAAAUUACGAUACUAGCUGUCUAGCGGAUAAUAAAAGGGAGCAAAUCAACUUCAAAUUAAUCAUUUUUUUAUUUAUUCGUGUUGCCUCAUUGACGUACGCACUACUAAUUGUUUAUACUUGAAUUAUAUAUACGUGUCCCACCGUUUCGUGGAUAAUGAAGAAGCAAUGGAACAAAGGAAACCUAAGCACAAACUACUGGAAAAGCUGUCGUUUUGGACUGCUGUCAUCUUAGGUGCAAGACCUAAAAAUCAAAAGAAAAGGCACGCCUUCUAGUGGAUGCUACUAAUUCUGCCUGGAGUGAUGCAGUUUCCAUAGCAACCACAGUUUCCUGGGUAACCCCUGCUAAUGUUGCCAUGGUAUCCCAUUCUGUUUCCUCAGUAACCUUCCAGAUGGUUCUAAAGCCUGCAAUAUAAAAGAAGAAAGCAGAUGAAUAGAUAAAACACAGAAUUUUAAUCCCAGAGGGACAUCCGUUAUACUGUGAAAAACUAAUGAAUACAUUUAUAUUUUAUAAAUGCACUCAAAUAAGUAGGCAUACUUGGCCAAAAUUACUUUGAAUAAUAAUUAUAAUAAUCACUUUAUCAGAUAUAAAGAUUUUUACUUACAAAACUAAAAUCUUAAAAAUGCCAAAAAUGCACAAACAUUCAAAUGAUAAAAGUAUACAAAUAAUGUGUCUGUUUUAAUCUGAUGACUGGAUUACUUGCAUUGCCAUAUGGAUGAUUGUGGAUUGCAAUAUCCUUCAGAGGUCAGGACUGGAAUGUCAUACUUGUGAUGGUAAAUGGCUUUUUACUGCCAGAGGAAGAACAGCAUCAUACAGUAUGUCCUGAGCAGGACUGUAAACAUAAGAAGCACACAGGGAAUGGGAUGCCAGAGAUUUAGGAUAACAUUCAAAUAAUCUGAGUUGGAGAAAAAAUAAAAGAAGGAACAAAGCUUGAACAGACACAAAUACGCACACAAAUGGAAAUUAAAACUCAAAGUUGUAGUUCUAAGGACCAAGAAGAAGAAAGAAGAUGGAUAAUUGUUAAUGGGGAGACACCAGCUUGUGUACUUUGCACCAUGUAUUCACAGGGACUUCUCUACAUUUUCAAAUAGGAGAGGAAAGUUUGUCGACCGGAUGGGUGUCUGUUCUUGGGAGCCCCAUGCUGACAGACCAUGGGGUGCUGCUUUCACUCAGAAACAGAAGCGUUGUGGGCAAGGGCUGGAACCAACCCGACUGCAUUGAAUCCGAACAGGUGCAACCCUGCCUCUCUCUCUAUCUUCCACGCCACGCUUGUCAGAGCCUCUCUCGUCUCUCGAGCGAGGGAAAACACCAAUCUAUCUCCUCCAUCCCUAGCUAGAGAGACAAGGUGCCUUCAGCAACGGAUGUUGACAGCCUUCUUCUUGCAGUGCCUAUUAUUGGCACUGACAUGCUCACCGUUUUCUCUGAACCUGAUUCACCAUAAUCUAGUGUUAAAGGAAUAGUUUUAAAGAUCGCCAGAAUUCAGGUCACUUGUUUGUAAUCACACAGACUUGUACUGAUGCUGCUACUGCUGCGAAGAAACCUAGAAGUGCUUAGAAAGAGCCCAAAUGAAUGCUGCCCAAAAUUAAGGGACAUGGGGGUCAUGCUUGUUCCAUUCACAUUUAUAGUUGUGGCACACUGUCCUAAACAAAUGUGAAUAUAUGAACUUAAGCUAUAAUAGUCUUUGCUUUUUUAUUUGUAUUUUUCGAUGUGAACUGCAGUUUAGCUCUGUUUGCAAAAUUGAAUGAAGUGGUAGCAGAUAUGCAGACAGAGGAACUAAUGGUUGGUGGAGGGCAGUAUGAUGGAUUGCAGUGUGGUUGCUCCCAUAAUUACCAUGACUGUUCUAUACAAAAUAAAAGUGCUAUUAGA